AUGGCUCCCAAGCGCAAGAGAAACGAACGCUUGUCGGUCGAAGGAGGAGGCAGAUCUUCGCCGCAUCGCCCUGGAGACAUGCCACUCGGCCAGCACGAUCGCGACGAUAAUUCCGGACGCGGUCGCGGUCGCAACCAUCGCGGUAUGGGCCGUCGCGACUCAUCGCAAAACCUCGGCAGAAACCACCCGAACCAUCAGCAGAACCAGCCAAACUCAUCACCAGCUCAGCAACGAUCCAGCUCCUCCUCUCGUCAACCUCCACCCCCACCUCCACCUCCACAGCCUAUCAAGGCACCUACUCCUGCUCCACAACCAUCGUAUGCGAGGCCAGUCUCCCCGGUCCGGUCGAACUACCGCUAUGAUAACCUCACAGACGAGAAGAUUAGCACUUGGGCCGAACGCAGCCGGGAUGAGAUUGUCCAACAUGGCAAGCAGUCGCGAGAGGAUGUUGACAUCACAGAGCUCUCGAGUUUGUUCCAGGAGUUCAUCCAUGCUGUCGUCGAGGACCGACUCAAUCCCGCCGAUGCUGGUGCCUGCGUCAAGGAGAUGAUUGGUGACGAAACGUCAGAGAUGAUUAAGGAUUCCUACGCGUUCGCCCCCCACACCCUCUUCCUCGACUCCCUUUCGGUUGUGAUGGACAACGAGCCGGCCAUCUAUCGACCCUCACUACGCGAGUUCCUCAUUGCUACUGGCGUAUCCCCGGCCCUUAUGCGACAGGUCCUCGACGCACAGGUCCUGCAGCAGCUGGGGCUCAUCAGAGACAACUUUGCCAAGUUGGGCAUUAAGCAGGCGACAAAUCUCCUCUAUCGACAAGCAAACUACAACCUGCUUCGCGAGGAAACCGAGGGCUACUCGAAACUCAUCACCGAGCUGUUUACCACUAGUAGUGUUACGCCGCCUCCUCCUGAGUUAGCCGACCAGACAUUUGAGCGUGUCAAAGCCCUAAUCGGAACAUUUGAUUUGGAUGUUGGCAGAGUGCUUGACGUCACCUUGGAUGUUGCAGCUGCUGUCUUGAUCAAGCAAUUCAAGUUCUUUGUCAAGUUCCUCCGCGUCAGCUCCUGGUGGCCACGAUCCCACCUCAAGUUUAGUCCCGCCGUUUUCACCGGUGGUCUUCCACUCUGGGCAUUCCCUGAAUAUCCCCAUUGGUCGACAACCGACGAGGAUGAAGAGAUCACCCUUGAGAAGAAGCGGGCGCGGGACACAGCAUUUUGGGAACGAGCGCGGGAAAUUCAUCUGGGCGCAUUCUUUGAACUGGGCGGCCGGCAAGUCGCUGAUUCAGAUUCCCGUCAGUUGACCAUUACCAGCGGUGGUGAUGGUGAGGAUGUGAUCGCUGAGUUUGAGCGCCACUGGGUGGAAGAGACCAAGACUCUACCGCCUCCUGGCAACCGGACCGCUGCGCAGCUUCUUGGCUUCAAGCUCCGGUUCUACAACUCCGACGCCCGAGGGGAGGCUGAUGUUCUCCCCGCCAACCUGCUCUACCUUGCGGCUCUUCUCAUCAAGAUUGGUUUCAUCUCCCUAACUGAUCUGUACCCUCACUUGUCCCCAGCAGAUGAGGAUAUGGAAGUAGUCCGCGAAAACGAAAUGAAGAAAGUCGAAGAAAAAGAACGAGCAUCCCGCGGUGGCACUAUGAACGCCCUCCUCAUGGCUGGCGUUCUUCCCCAGGGAGAUGACGAAAACCCAAUCUCAGGUCUCCCACGACGAGACCUCCCGAAGAAGGUCGAGCCCGAGCCAAAGGAUACCGCAGCAGAGGCUGCAGACAAUAAACCAAAGCUGCCGGAGCCCUUAGAACAGAAGGUAUCUCUGCUCAUUCAACUCUUAACAAUUGGCGCCCUCCCAGAGUCCCUGUUCAUUCUGGGCCGGUUCCCUUGGAUCCCUGAAGCAUUCCCCGAAGUCCUUGACCGUAUCCAUCGCAUUCUUCACUGCUCAGUCAACAAGGUCUUUAACGAUAGUCGACCGGUGCCCGUUGGCGAUGCCGAAUGCCCGACCAAAUUAGUCCCCGACCUCGAUCAAACCGGCCUCCCCAAGGGCACUGUCCGACUCAACAGACUGGCGAUUCGGAAAUCUCUUCGAUGGCCCUUCCCCGACAAAUCUGACACCAACGAGACUCAGCAUUAUCGCUAUUACUGGGACGAGUGGGCGGACAAUGUGCCAAUCUGCCAGACAGUAGACGACAUUUUCACCCUUUGCGGAACUCUUCUCAACAUCUCCGGCCUCAAUAUCGGCAAGGAUGAGAUUCUCUUGACGAAACUAGCAAGAAUCGGCGCGAAGAGUCUUGCCGAGGACAGAUCUGAGGCCAAUCUGACCCGUUGGCUCGAUCUUCUCCGAAGAUUGCUCCUCCCCGCUCUCAGUCAUACCAAGGCUAAUGCUUCAGUUGUGAACGCCAUUUGGGAUCUUCUCAAGCACUACCCCAUUACCACCCGGUACUCAAUGUAUGCCGAAUGGUUUGAGGGUCAGAUUUCUCGAAUGCCCUCCAUGAAAGCAGCAUUCGCACGAGCAACAUCGGAAACUCGUGGUACCAUGAAACGUGUGUCGCUGACGAACCUAAGCGAAAUGGCCAAGCAACUUGCCAAAACUAGCUACUCGUCUCCCGGCAUUGUGUUCAGGGUUGCUUUUGAGCAACUUGAGUCGUACCCCAAUCUGAUUGACGCAUUCGUCGAGUGUGCGAAGUACUUUACUGAUCUUUCGUACGAUGUCCUUGUCUGGUCAUUGAUGAGCUCUCUUGGCAAGUCCAGGAGCCGCACCCAGGCCGACCAUGCCCUCACCACCAGCAAGUGGCUUCAGGCUCUGUCAAGAUUCUCUGGCAGGGUCUUCCGAAGAUACACUAUCCUAAAUGCCACGCCCGUCCUUCAGUAUGUCAACAAUCAACUACAAAAGGGCAAUUCUACCGACUUGAUCAUCCUAAAAGAGCUCAUCGCCUCCAUGGGGGGGAUUGUGGACUCGGUGGAUUUCACAGACUAUCAAGUACUUUCAAUGGCUGGAGGUCAAUACCUGCGGCGUCACACACUGAUCCGCGGGCAAGACAAACGCUACGAAAACAUCAAGAGCUCGAAGCGACUUAUUCAAGCCUUGACCGAUUCGAAGCUUGCUUCCCAGUUUCUCAUCAACUUAGCGCAGUACCGACAAGCGGCGCUGUUCCAGGUGCCCGAGGACGAAGCGCACAUCAAGUAUCUGUCGUCAAUGAUUGAUGAUUCUCACCAGAUCUUAGUCAAGUAUUUGGAUCUUCUCUGGAGCAAUCUUGACCCGGCUGCCUUCGAUGAAAUUGCACCGUCGAUUCCUGAACUCAUGAACUCGUACGGCUUAGACACGGACCUAGCCUUCCUUGUUGGAAGGUCCAGUCUUGCCCACCGCAUGUUCCCUUGGAAGCCAAAAAAGUUGGAGGAAAAGGAGAAGGCUCAGUCUUCGCAAACCAACGCAGACAAGGAUGGCGAUGUUGCGAUGGGUGAUGCGAAAGCCACACCUGCAGGCGACACUCCCAACGUCGAUGCGGCGGCGACCGACGAACAGGUGGGCGCUCAGAACUCACCAGCGCUCGACUCGACGACUAACCCCAAGCAAUCACAGAAACCCGACGAUUCUUCAAUGAUCAAGGCGGCGUUGCAACCCAUUGUGGACUCAAUCCAGGACUCCGUUCGACCGGAAGCCUGGCAAAAGAUCACACCCGAGCUCUAUGUCACUUUCUGGGCGCUUCAACUCGGAGAUCUCUUUUGCCCCGACAAGAUCUACAGACAAGAGAAAGAGAGGCUCAAAACCGAGGAGAUUACUGUUUCUCGAGACCGAAGCGACAUGUCACGGAGGGGACAAGAGCGCAAGAUGGAGAAGAGAAAGGAGCUAAUGCAACUCCAGAUUGGCCUGUCUGAGGAGUGUGGCGAGCAUUUGCUUCGCCAAGGCAAGUGGAAGUUCUUCCUGAGCAAGCAGUUUCAGUCGUCCUUCCCCGAGCCUAGGGCUAAGCCGGACGCCAUUUCGGACAUCUUGCUCGAACAGUGCUUUAUCCCCCGAAUGCUCUUGUCUACCGCCGAUGCCGAGUAUACCUACAGGUUUAUCAAGGCACUCCAUGAGUGGAACGCACCCGGUUUUACGCUUAUGUCGCUCUACGACCGGCUGUUCAACGCUAACAGACUGCGGUCUCUAAUCUUCACCGCGACCGUCAUGGAGGCUGAAUACCUGGGUCGUUUCUUGAAACUCAUCUUGGAGGACUUAUCGAGAUGGCACAAGAACGCCCCUGUCCCGAACGAAAAGGACACCAAGGCGUCUAGAGAUCAACCUCGUCUUGGGGCAUUCGAGAAGGAGGGCAAGGGCCCAAGCGAGCAACCUCGUCUUGGGUUCGCGCUGACAUUUGACGACAAUGGAAAGCCGCUCACGUUCGUGGAGCAUGCCCAAUUCAAGGAUUUGCUGUUCCGCUGGCACAAAAACCUGAACAUGGCUCUUCGAUCUUGUCUUGAGGGUUCGGAGUGGAUGCACAUCAGGAAUGCCAUCAGUGUGCUGAAGUCCGUGCUCGACUUCUUCCCCGCCAUCGACUUCAUGGCCACCAAGUUUUCGUCACUGCUUCAGACUAUCACCAAGCAAGAGUCAACCGCCAAACCAUCGGCUGAUAGUGAAAUCGGUGGACGUGUGGACUUGUCCGUUGCUGCGCAGGGCGCAAUGUCCGAGCUUCAGAGGAGGAAGUCCAAAUGGGUUAUGGUCCAAGCCUUCCGCCCAGGAAGUGUCGGCGCUUCCCAGAGUGACGACAAGUCAACCAACCUUCGUGCUACGGCGCCAGAGUUUAAGCCUUCUACAACGAGGACGCCGGGAGGGAAGCAAGCGACGAACGAGGAGGAGGAUGGAGAGGUCAAGGACGGCAAGGAUGGCAGGUCUCCGGGACCUGAAGCCAUGUCGAAGGCCAAUUCAGCCGCCCUGAAGGACAAUCUCCCAGCCAAGCCAACUGGCUUAUCCAGAGACACGUCAAAAAGAGACCCCCCUGCGUCUGGCCCUGGCCGCAACUCGACACCUGGCCCUGGUCCGGGUUCUGGGUUUAAUGGCCCUAAGGGCGACUCCCGACCGAAUACUCUCCCAGAUCGUCCGCCUCACACCCUCCCAAACCGACCCAACGUUCCCAUCCCAACCCAUGGCACCCCUGAGCGAUUCAGCCAGCCGAGAGGGCAUGAGCGUCGCGACGGUAAGGAUCCGCGCGAAUCUCGCUCUCGAGAUUCCAGGGAAACUCGAGAGCCACGCGAAGGCCGUGACCCACGUGAGCCUCGAGAUGCUCGUGACAACAGGGAAACCCGAGAGCCGCGUGAUCCUCGAGACCCUCGCCAAUUUGAUCCUGCGCGACCGGAUCGACCUCGCGACUUCCCCGACCGGCGAAAUCCUGAUCAAGUCCGCGACCCAGCAGCGAGGCCAGAUAUGCCUCCUCGCCGCAACGAGCAUGAACGGGACCGACCGCGCGACAGGGGUGGACGAAAUCAUGAACCGUCCCACGGGCGACUUAACGAAUCCCCCGCUCCUCCCACGGCGCAGACCGUAAGCGCUGAUGCUGUGGAGCCGAUUAUGAAUCCGGAAAGAGCAGCUCUUUUUGCUCAGGAGGGUCCAGAUCGCCCGCGUGCGCCUGACUCUGACCGACCGAAUCGUGGUCGACGGCCGACCUCGGCUAAUGAUGCAAUUGAGGGCGUCAACCCGGAGAGAGCGGCCUUGAUCGAAGAAAAGGACAAUACACCAUCGCGGGCCCCUAGAGAGGAGCGUGAACGUAAUGCUCGUGGUCAGUCCCCACGACGCGGUGGUCGAUAUGGCCAGGAAAACGGCCCAGCUGGUGGUGGUCGUGAGACUCGACAUGAUCGACCUUAUGCUCCAGAGCAUCGACAAGCUGGGAGAGAUCCACGAGAACGAUCACCGAUGUCAGGGAAUUUCAGGGGAGAAAGGCCAAUGGACAGAGAAGGGGAGAGGGGUCCUCCACCUAAGAGCCGCGACGCAUCAGGGUUUCACGGGCCAUCUCGGGGUCCGGAUCCCGACUACAAGGCGCCCCAUCACGACCACUCAUAUGGACGAUUGAACACCAUUCAGAAUGUGGCCGACAUCCCAUUUGGUCCAAGGGGCCGGGGCCGCGGGGCCUCGAGAGGCGGGCACGGAGGCCCUCAAAAUCUACCCGGCCGGAUGGACAACCGCUUUCCGGCCCCAGAGGCUGAGCGACCUCCAACUCCGGAGCGGCCUCCGCCAACGGGACCAUCGCAGGGCAGAGGACGACGCGGUGGCUACGAAUCAAACACUGGACCUGUUACUCCUUCAGCAACGCCCGGUGGUCCCUCCCAUUCAGACAGGCCCAGGAACUCUGGUCCCGGACCCUCGGCUCCCCCGGCUCCCUCGCCAGCCCCGACAACUGCAACACCGUUAGAUGUUCAUCCUUCACGCCUCGCACAGAUUGGUGGCUCAAUCCCACCACCGCCACCUCCAGGCCCACCGCCGCAUGCACAUGGCCGCCAGCCAAUGCAGGGAACGAACACCCCCGACCGAGGUUCCGGACCUGGACCGAGACAGACCCCCGGCAGCUACUCCGGAUCGCCAGUCGGCGAUAACGGUGUGCCUACUGGGCCGUCGUCGAACAACGAGCGAUCUCGAACCGGUAACAACGGCAGAAGGCAGAUCGCGGGAAUCAACAGUACGCUACAGCAGUCACAGGGGAACAAGCCCGAAUUGAGCCGAAGCAACAGCAUGCGAAGGAACCAGCCAAGGCAGACGCUUGGCAAUUCGGACGCCCAGGUCCUUACUGGUGGCUCCCCCGUCGCAACGCCCACACAAGAACGCCCAGAUCCAGCACGGCACGAUUCUUCCAACCGAGGACCUCCAAAUGGAGAGGAGGCGUCCGGCCGAAGUGACCACGAACGUAGCCGUCGGGAGAGUCGGUCCAAUCGACCAUCAAGACGUGGCAGUCGUGAACGGGAUCGCGAACGAAGCCCCGGCCGAGAACGCGAGGGCAAGGAGCAUCGUGAAUAUCGUGACCGAAGGUCAGGAGCUGCUGAGGGUGGACGGGCCGAAGGUGGGCGAACCGAAGGUGUACGCGCUGAGGGCGGAAGAGAGGAACGGGAGUCGCGCAGGUCAAACAGAGAUCAAGCGGCCCCUCCGCGCGAACCCAUGGGCCCCCCGUCCGGCAGUGGGAGAGACGCGGGUUCCGGUAGAGAGACCCGACACCGAAACGAAGGACAAGGACCUCGAGGAGGGGAAGACUGGGGAAACAACAGGGGAGGACGGGGGGGGCCACGAGAGGGAGGGCCACGACAAGAGGAACGACGGGAGGGAAGAGAGGACCGUGGCAGGAAGCGGAGAAGCGAGGAAGGAGCCGGCGCUUUAUCGAGCGAACGCGAGAAGAGACCGAGACGAUAGAGCUGGACAGGGAUUUCUUUUUUUCAUGUUUGAGUACGAAAGGAACCUCGACGAGGAGAAGAGGCGGCACCAAAAGGCCGACCUAGGAAGAAACUCAUAGGAGGACGACGGCCGCCGAUCCAGGGAGAGAGCGAGAGAGUGACGGGGAAAGAAAAGGGUGACGAAGACGGCAUCCGUGGACGAUACGCGACACGGACGCAUUCAUCAUCUCGGCGUUUUCUGGAC
Molecule: messenger RNA, 7572 nt
Organism: Ilyonectria robusta
Lineage: Eukaryota; Fungi; Ascomycota; Sordariomycetes; Hypocreales; Nectriaceae
Product: transcription factor/nuclear export subunit protein 2-domain-containing protein
Exons: 3
Coding region: 1-7347 (2448 amino acids)
Biological process (GO): mRNA processing; mRNA export from nucleus
Cellular component (GO): THO complex part of transcription export complex
Molecular function (GO): mRNA binding
Source: RefSeq, a predicted model, not a curated record